Messenger RNA from Mytilinidion resinicola, 2155 nucleotides. RefSeq lists its product as uncharacterized. NCBI's taxonomy places the organism in Eukaryota, Fungi, Ascomycota, Dothideomycetes, Mytilinidiales, Mytilinidiaceae. Bases 1 to 1803 code for a protein of 600 amino acids. The transcript has a single exon. The record is from RefSeq and is a predicted model, not a curated record.
AUGUACUCUCGUCAAACCACGCCGCCCUCGGCGACUUUUGCCUACAUCCCGGACAGUGCUCAAAGCCGCAACUCUUCAGAUGGCACCUACGUGUCCCACGACUCGUCACCUGACUCUGUCAACACCUCUUCCACUACUCCGCCGCGCUCCCCCAUCAGACAGCAUGGCCCUCUCCUCCUACCCAAGGUCAGACCGCAAGACCAAAUCACCGAGCCCACUGGUGGUCCAGUCAGACAUCGCCGGACGACGUCUAACACUAGCAUUGGAUACGCCUCAACCUUCAACCCAUAUUCGCGCCCACAAUCUUUAAUACGUCGCGCAACUAGCCCUCCUAACGACGGCGGCCUUGACUCUCCUGCCUCUACAGUGGCCUCUCCUUAUGACGUUGCCUUUCACUCAGCCCUUAAUUCCCCUAUUACCUUCACCCCUUCCUCCUCGCGUCGUCCCUCCAUGGUCGGCCAUGGACGGUCCCACUCUGCAUCCGCUAUUCGCGGCCAUGUUCGUUCUAGCUCCUCUGGAAGCGUCGAUGAGUCUGUUAUUGGGCGCUUUGGAUAUCCUACCUACCGUCAGAUGCCCAGCUACGUGACUGCUUCCAGCGCCGCACCACCAGCAUUGAAUCUCGUCACUGCGCUCCCAACCACAUACCCGUCGGAGGCUCAUGAAGUGUCUCAUAUGUCGCGGACUAUAUCGUCAGAGUAUUCAGUUACCGACUUUUCUCCUGCACCUGCUGUUCAGUACCCGCUUGCGGCUGAACUCCAGUACGAGAUGUUCACCCAGCCUACACAGACGACCACCCUUCUCGAGUAUCUGACCGGAUCCAACCCUUCUCCGGCUCUCGUCCGUCGCAUCGCUAGCGCCCCUCGCGGCAUCCAUACCCACUUCUGGUGGGACAUCCGCAACCUCCGCAGCUGGACCGACUUCAACAUCGACACCAUCAGCGCCGUCCCGGGCUUCCUCUCCCUCCUCACCAUCGACGUCCCCUCAACCGCCCUUCCCACUCCCGCCCGCCCCAACAUGCAACCCGAAACCGAGUCCCAGCUCCACGACCUCUGCCGCGACCACUACGCCGCCAAAGUCAACGCCGCGCUCAAAGUCUCCCAAGGCAACACGCACAUGAUGAUGCGCGCGACGCCCUCCCCGCCCGGCUCGCGCCAACAGCCCGAGUUCAUCUCCAACUACCAAUCCGACUACGAAAAGACUAUCUUCGGCGACGGUCGCGGGCGCGUCGUAGGCCUCGUCAAGGCCUACGACCAGUGGAACACGGGCAUGCGCUCCGAGGCGCCCAACAAGCAGGUCUACUACCUGCAAGGGCUCGCGCACCUGCACCGCGUCAUGCGCGAGCACGGCUGCCGCUACGGCUUCAUCCUGACUGAAAUCGAGCUACUCGUCGUGCGCUGCGGCGGGCCGUCGUCGGCGACGACGCCCGACCCGACCACCGUCAACGCCAACGCCGCCGUGCCCAUCUUCGGCUACCUGGAGCUCAGCGCGCCCAUCCGCCUCAGCACGCACGGCGCCCACCCGGACUCGGGCGCGCUGCAGAUGACGGCCGGGCUGGCGCUGUGGUACCUGCACAUGCUGGCUAAGGAGAACCCGCUGCCCGGCAUGUCGGGCAGCUGGCGCAUGGACGUCGGCGGGCCGGCGGCGCUGAGCCGCCAGAACUGCCUGGAGAAGGACGCGUGGGUGCCCAAGCCGAAUCUGUCGGAGAAGCGCGAGGCGAAGCGCGUGAGGGGGUGGGUGAUGCCUGAGGAGCCGCUGAGUCGCAAGGAGUGUGGGAGGGGGAAGAGGGCGCGGUCGAGGGGGUAGAGAUUGCCCACGACGACUUUGGGGUGUAUAGGAGAUUGGAAAAAGGCAAGAAAAAGGAAGGGGGUUUGGUUGUAAUCAGCGCGAUACUGGCGCGAUAGAGGGGUGUGCAUCGGAGCUGCUGGCCCAGCUUCACAGGCGUUUCUUGUCUUGGUUUUUUUUUUCUUUUGUCAUUACGGUCAUGCAUAAAAAGGGUGUUUGGGAUAGCAUUUAUCUGGCGCUUUGGAGGGUUCUUAGUUGCAUUUUUUGUUCUUUUAGCAGCAUUUGUUAGCGAGGAGGGCGGAUGCUGGAUUCGAUAUCCCAUCCUGAAUUGCAUCUACUGGAGCUUAGAAUCAAUAACAGCUAGUACAACACC